Molecule: messenger RNA, 1438 nt
Organism: Ylistrum balloti
Lineage: Eukaryota; Metazoa; Mollusca; Bivalvia; Pectinida; Pectinidae
Product: ras-related protein Rac1-like
Exons: 3
Coding region: 54-686 (210 amino acids)
Biological process (GO): small GTPase-mediated signal transduction
Molecular function (GO): GTP binding; GTPase activity
Source: RefSeq, a predicted model, not a curated record
AUACUGGGAUUCAAAGCAGACGACGCUUACGCACGUUAUCGAAAUCCAACAAAAUGGUUACAAAGCGCGGUGAAGGGGUGGAUAGUUUUGCUGCUGGGGAGGGGGAGGUAAAGUGUGUGGUAGUUGGGGACGGAGGGGUGGGGAAAACCAGCAUGGUUCUCAGUUACAGUACUGGAAAGAUUCUGACGGAAUACCAACCCACCUGCUUCGACAGUUACACAGUGCCGGUACCAAAAGACGAAGGUGAGGUGUCCGUGAUGAUAAUGGAUACGGCAGGCCAGGAUACGUACGACCGAUUGAGGACAUUGUCGUACUACGACACAGAUAUAUUUCUUGUCUGUUUUGCUGUGGACGAUAAAGAUUCGCUGGACAACGUCCGUACCAAGUGGGUGCCGGAGAUACGGGAAUAUCGCCCAAAUACGCCCUUCAUCCUGGUCGGCACGCAGACGGAUCUGCGUGGGUCGGUCAUUGAUAUCACAGAUUCGUGCGUGUCAACACAACAGGGACGUAAGAUGGCCAAGCGUUUAGGUGCAAUAAAGUACAUGGAAUGUAGCUCGUUGGAUGGGGUAGGAUUACAAGAGAUUUUUAGAACGGCCAUCCGCUCGACCGCAGAUCCAGUUUUGAAAAAGAAAAGAAAAUGGAACAGUUUCAAAAGGCUGUUCCACAGGAAAAGUACUCUGGUAUAAUUACUCUCAGGCCACGAUCAGUGGUCAUAGUAACCAGGACUGAGUCUCAGUAGCCGAUUGCUGGAACUGUUGAUCGGGUCACGCGACAACGAGGCAACAUCACGGGCCCUGCGAUAGGGUAUCAUGACCCUCAAUAAGUUGACCGGAUACAGAAUUUAAAGAAUGACGAAAUGUUGGCAAACUUUUGUCAUGGCGCCUUCAAACAAUAAUGCGCACCUAGUGGGAUGAAGAGUGUGACGGUUUCAGAGCUAUGGAAUAAGACCCUAUUGUCCAUUUGAGAAUUAGUCAUCAAACACCAAGCGUUCUGGAGACGUAUACAAGGAAACACUUUCAUAGUCGUCACCAAAACCGGAACUCCAAUAUAUCAUGAAGUGGAUACAUACUUCAUCAGGCGAAGGUUAACGACAUGCUCUCAGUCACGUGAUCUGUGAUUGGUCAGUAACAAAUGGCCAAGUGUCCAGUCCACGUGGUUUGUGAAGAGCAAUGCACGUCACAACGAGAAGUUGUCAAUCCAAAAGUUUAUCUGUGAUUUUUGUUUGUAUUUUUACUCUAUGUUUAUUGUUAUUUAUUAAACUGUUGAUAGUUAAAGGUGGUUUUUUAUUCUUAAUUGAUAUACUUGUAAUUUUACGCCGUUCUAGUGAAAUGACCGUUGUUUAGCGACUAUUUCACAAGAUCUUAAAACUUCAGACGUGAACUGGUCAUCUUUCCUGUUAUUACCAUUGAUCUUUAAUAUUAAACCAACCAUAACAUUA